CAGCCAAUUCCUGCACUACAAAACUCGCUGCACUGAGCGCACAUACUGAGUCGAUGCGUUUUGUCAGAAAAACCUUGCGCCUGUUUUCUGUGCACAAUCUCACCCGGGCUCCAUCUCCGAGCCCAGGGAGCACUAUGUUUUCUUUUUUGCGUGUGUGUGAACAGUGAGGUUUGGAGGCUGCAGGCCUAAAUGACCUUUACGAUUUUUGCGAAACGCACUUGCCGACACUCCCUUACAUUCUGCUGAGAGUCAUCAAUUAUGCAGGGAACCUGCUCGCACUGAGGGGGAAGAUAGCAGCAACAAUAUGGCGACAACCGCAGUUUCUCCCCAAUCUCUUCCACAUCUGCAGUCCUGCUACGGCUUCCCGGAUUCACUGUAACGCUGACAAAAGCUACUACUGUGGAUGGUACAAACCUAAAGACCAAGUAGCUGCAGGAUGAAAACAUGGCUGCACCCCUUAUUGCACCGCCAGGACCUGAUAGCUUCAAGAAGUUUACUUUGGAAUCUUUGGCGAUUCUCGAGCAGCGCAUCAAUGAGGAGAAGAACAAGAAGCCACCCAAGCAGGACAGCAGCUACCGCGACGAUGAUGACGAGAACAAGCCCAAGCCUAACAGCGAUCUGGAGGCUGGGAAGAGUCUGCCCUACAUCUACGGCGACCCCCCUAAAGGAAUGGUGGCGGUACCACUGGAGGACCUGGACCCAUACUACCUGAACACUCAGAAAACAUUUAUAGUGCUAAAUAAAGGGAAGACAAUCUUCCGUUUUAGUGCCACACCUGCCUUGUACUUCAUAAGUCCUUUUAAUCUCGUUAGGCGAAUAGCUAUUAAAAUUUUGAUACAUUCUCUUUUCAGCAUGAUCAUUAUGUGUACUAUUUUGACCAACUGUAUAUUCAUGACCUUUAGCGAUCCUCCCGAGUGGUCAAAACAAGUAGAGUACACAUUCACAGGAAUUUAUACAUUUGAGUCUCUUGUAAAAAUCUGCGCACGAGGAUUCUGUAUAGACGGGUUUACAUUCCUUAGAGAUCCAUGGAACUGGCUGGAUUUCAUGGUCAUUUCAAUGGCAUAUAUAACAGAGUUUGUGGACCUGGGCAAUGUAUCUGCGCUGAGAACGUUCAGAGUUCUCCGAGCAUUGAAAACUAUCUCUGUCAUUCCAGGCCUGAAGACCAUUGUGGGCGCCCUGAUCCAGUCUGUGAAGAAGCUUUCGGAUGUGAUGAUCCUGACCGUCUUCUGCCUGAGUGUCUUUGCCCUCAUCGGUCUCCAGCUCUUCAUGGGCAACCUGCGCCACAAGUGUGUGAUCUGGCCAAUCAACAUCACUGAGAGCCACCUGGCCAACGGCAGCAAGGGCUUUGACUGGGACGAGUACAUCAUGAACGACACCAAUUUCUACUUCCUGCCCGGCCAGCUGGAUGCACUUCUCUGCGGGAACAGCUCUGACUCUGGCCGCUGCCCGGAGGGCUACACAUGUAUGAAAGCUGGGAGGAAUCCAAACUACGGCUACACCAGCUUUGACAGCUUCGGCUGGGCCUUCCUGGCUCUCUUCCGACUCAUGACACAGGACUUCUGGGAAAACCUUUACAUGCUGACCCUGAGAGCUGCAGGGAAGACCUACAUGAUCUUCUUUGUGUUGGUUAUCUUCGUGGGUUCCUUCUACCUGGUGAAUCUGAUCUUGGCUGUGGUAGCCAUGGCCUACGAGGAGCAGAAUCAAGCCACCAUGGAAGAGGCCCUGCAGAAGGAGGAGGAAUUCAAGGCCAUGCUGGAUCAGCUCAAGAAACAGCAGGAAGAUGCUCAGGCUGCUGCGAUGGCAACCUCUGCUGGCACGGUGUCAGAGGACGCGGUGGAGGACGACGGAGGAGGGCGUCUGUCGUGCAGUUCCUCCGAGAUGUCAAAGCUCAGCUCCAAGAGCGCCAAAGAGCGGCGCAAUCGCAAGAAGAAAUGGCGGCAGAAAGAGCAAGAGAAGGAAAAAGGAGACAGCGAGAAGUUUGUCAAGUCAGAGUCGGAUGACGGCAGCAAGAGGAGCCGCUUCCGGUUCCCAGAUAAUCGCCUGGGUCGAAAGUCUUCCAUUAUGAACCAGUCCCUCCUCAGCAUACCUGGCUCGCCUUUCCUGUCCCGCCACAACAGCAAGAGCAGCAUCUUCAGCUUCAAGGGGCGCAGCAAAGACGUGGGCUCGGAGAACGAAUUCGCGGACGACGAGCACAGCACAGUGGAGGAGUGUGAGGAGCGUCGGGGCUCCCUGUUCAGCCCGUAUCGGCGGAGCAGCUACAGCGGCUUCCACGGCAAGAGGAACAGCACAGUGGAUUGCAACGGCGUGGUGUCGCUCAUCGGCCCUGGGCCCGGUGGACGCCUUCUGCCUGAGGUGAAAAUAGAUAAGGCAGCUACUGACGACAGUCCGACUACUGAGGUUGAGGUGAAGAAGAAGCUGUCGGGCUCCCUGAUGGUGUCUGUGGACCAGCUCAAUACCUCCUUUGGGCGGAAAGAGCGGGCCAACAGUGUCAUGAGCGUCAUUACCAACACACUAGUGGAGGAACUGGAGGAGUCUCAGCGCAAGUGUCCGCCAUGCUGGUAUAAGUUUUCUAACACAUUCCUGAUCUGGGAGUGCUCCCCCACCUGGAUUAAGAUCAAGGAAAUUGUGAACCUGAUUGUCAUGGAUCCCUUCGUGGACUUAGCCAUCACCAUCUGUAUUGUCCUGAACACCCUCUUCAUGGCCAUGGAGCACUACCCCAUGACCCCCGACUUUGAAGACAUGCUGUCUGUAGGCAAUCUGGUGUUCACUGGGAUCUUCGCAGGAGAGAUGCUUUUCAAGCUGGUGGCUAUGGAUCCGUACUACUACUUCCAGGAGGCCUGGAACUGUUUUGAUGGUUUCAUUGUGACGCUGAGUUUAGUAGAGCUGGCUCUGGCGGACGUCGAAGGCCUGUCUGUGUUGCGGUCAUUCCGAUUGCUGAGAGUGUUCAAGCUGGCCAAGUCAUGGCCGACCCUCAACAUGCUGAUCAAGAUCAUUGGUAACUCGGUGGGAGCCUUGGGGAACUUGACUCUGGUGCUGGCCAUCAUCGUCUUCAUCUUUGCCGUGGUAGGCAUGCAGCUGUUUGGCAAGAGCUACAAAGACUGUGUGUGUAAAAUCGCUGCUGACUGUGAGCUGCCACGCUGGCACAUGAACGACUUCUUCCACUCCUUCCUGAUCGUUUUCCGGGUGUUGUGUGGCGAGUGGAUUGAAACCAUGUGGGACUGCAUGGAGGUGGCGGGGCAGGGCAUGUGCCUCAUUGUCUUCAUGAUGGUCAUGGUCAUCGGCAACCUGGUGGUGUUGAACCUGUUCCUUGCCUUGCUGCUGAGCUCAUUCAGUGCUGACAAUUUAGCUGCGACAGAUGACGACGGUGAACCCAACAACCUGCAGAUUUCCGUCAGGCGCAUCAAGAUCGGUAUUGCAUGGGUAAAAGCAAAGGUAAGGAUACUGAUGGCCAGUCUUCUGAAGAAACCACCGAUGGAGGACGAGCAAAAGCCUUUGGAUGACAUGUAUGACAAGAAGCUGAAUUGCAUUGCUAACCACACCGGGGUGGACAUCAACCGUGACCUGGACUAUGCCAAGAAUGGUAACGGCACAACCAGCGGUAUCGGCAGCAGCGUGGGCAAGUAUAUGAUCGAUGAGGACCACAUGUCGUUCAUCCACAAUCCCAACCUGACCGUCUGCGUGCCCAUAGCUGUGGGAGAGUCUGACUUUGAGAACCUCAACACGGAGGACUUCAGCAGCGAGUCGGAGAAUGAGAACAGCAAAGAGCUGGAUGACACCAGUUCAUCAGAGGGAAGCACAAUCGACAUCAAACCAGAUGUGGAAGAGGUGGUUGUGGUGGAGACAGUGGAGGAAUACAUGGAACCGGAGGCGUGUUGGACAGAUGGUUGUGUUGCCAAGUAUAAGUGCUGUGAUGUCCCCAUCAAUGCGGGCUGGGGGAAGUACUGGUGGUUCCUGAGAAAAACCUGCUACCUGAUUGUGGAACACAACUGGUUUGAGACCCUCAUCAUCUUCAUGAUCCUCCUCAGCAGCGGUGCCCUGGCCUUUGAGGAUGUGUACAUCGAGCAGAGAAAGACCAUCCGGAUCAUUUUGGAGUACGCCGACAGGGUUUUCACCUACAUCUUUAUCCUGGAGAUGUUGCUGAAAUGGGUCGCCUACGGUUUCGUCAAGUAUUUCACCAACGCCUGGUGUUGGCUGGACUUCUUCAUUGUGGAUGUGUCUAUAGUCAGCCUUGUAGCUAAUGCGCUGGGCUACUCCGAUCUAGGGCCCAUUAAAUCACUCAGGACACUAAGGGCCUUGAGACCCCUCAGAGCCUUGUCACGUUUUGAAGGGAUGAGGGUGGUAGUCAACGCCUUGGUGGGUGCCAUCCCUUCCAUUAUGAAUGUGUUGCUGGUUUGCCUCAUCUUUUGGCUGAUUUUCAGUAUCAUGGGGGUCAACUUGUUUGCGGGCAAGUACUACUACUGUUUCAAUGAGACGUCAGAGGAAUACUUCCCCGUCGAUGUGGUCAACAACAAGACCCAGUGCGUGGCCCUCAUGGAACAAAACUAUACCGAGGUCAGGUGGAAGAACGUCAAGAUCAACUUUGACAAUGUGGGCGCCGGCUACCUGGCCCUGCUGCAAGUGGCCACAUUCAAAGGCUGGAUGGACAUUAUGUACGCAGCUGUGGAUUCAAGAAACGUGGAAGACCAGCCUGACUAUGAAGUCAACAUCUACAUGUACAUCUACUUUGUUGUUUUCAUCAUAUUCGGCUCCUUCUUCACCCUUAACCUCUUUAUUGGUGUGAUCAUCGACAACUUCAACCAGCAGAAGAAAAAGUUUGGAGGUCAGGAUAUCUUCAUGACGGAGGAACAGAAGAAAUACUACAAUGCCAUGAAAAAACUGGGGUCCAAAAAGCCACAAAAACCUAUUCCUCGACCACAGAACAAGGUCCAAGGCAUGGUGUUUGACUUUGUGACGCAACAAGUCUUCGACAUCUCCAUCAUGAUACUCAUCUGUCUCAACAUGGUCACCAUGAUGGUUGAAACGGACGAUCAGUCGGAUGAAACAGAGCUUGUCCUCUACUGGGUCAACUUCAUUUUUAUCGUAGUCUUCACUACAGAAUUCUUGCUGAAGCUCUUUGCCCUUCGCCACUAUUACUUCACCAACGGCUGGAAUAUCUUCGACGUGGUGGUGGUGAUCCUGUCUAUUGUCGGCAUGUUCCUGGCUGACCUCAUUGAGAAGUACUUUGUGUCACCGACUCUGUUCAGGGUGAUCAGGUUGGCUCGUAUUGGCCGUAUCCUCCGUCUGAUCAAAGGAGCUAAGGGCAUCCGGACUUUACUCUUUGCCCUGAUGAUGUCACUGCCAGCCCUUUUCAACAUUGGGCUCCUGCUCUUCCUGGUCAUGUUCAUCUUCUCCAUCUUCGGUAUGUCCAACUUCGGCUAUGUCAAACACGGAGCAGGCAUUGACGACUUGUACAACUUUGAGACCUUUGGCAACAGCAUGAUCAUUCUGUUCAUGAUCACCACGUCGGCUGGAUGGGACGGCUUACUGCUGCCGAUCCUCAACUACCCACCAGACUGCGAUCCCAAUUUGGAAAACCCUGGUACAUCCGUGAAGGGCGACUGUGGCAACCCCUCAGUGGGAAUCUUCUUCUUUGUCAUGUAUAUCAUCAUUUCCUUCCUGAUUGUGGUCAACAUGUACAUCGCCAUCAUUCUGGAGAACUUCAGCGUGGCCACAGAGGAAAGUGCAGAUCCACUCAGCGAGGACGACUUCGAGACCUUUUACGAGAUCUGGGAGAAGUUUGACCCCACUGCCUCUCAGUUCAUCACUUUUGCCAAGCUGUCUGACUUUGCUGACACACUGGAGCACCCACUUCGUGUGCCAAAGCCCAACACUAUAGAACUAAUAGCCAUGGACAUGCCCAUGGUGAGCGGCGAUCGCAUUCACUGCCUGGACAUCCUGUUUGCCUUCACAAAGCGAGUGCUGGGUGACAGUGGUGAGUUGGACAUGCUGAGGCAACAGAUGGAAGAGCGUUUUGUGGCAGCCAACCCCUCCAAGGUGUCGUAUGAACCCAUCACCACCACUCUUCGCCGCAAACAGGAGGACGUCUCUGCCAGAAUUAUCCAGAAUGCCUACCGCGCCCACCUCAUCAGGCGUGGCAUCAUCUUCAAGCGCCACACUUUCACUAACAACAAGCUGGAGAACGGCGGGACCAACCAAGAGAAGAAGGAGAGCACACCAUCCACAGCCUCUCUCCCCUCGUACGACAGCGUGACCAAACCCGACAAGGAGAAGCAGGAUGAAAACAAGGAGGAGUGGGCCCGAAAAGAGAAGGACAAAAACCAAAAAGAUGAGUGGGAAUCCAAGUGUUAGGGUUCAGUGACUCCUGAAAAAUCCAAUAAAACACAGUGAGAUGAGACUCUGAGCCCAAACCCAACAAAAUGUAGAAAAAGUGAUCAUUUGCAAGUAAGAAAAAAAACAAAACAACAAAAACAUCAAAAAAAAAAAAAUGUUUACAGACUCAAAUACUACUGAGGCAAUGUGGUUUCUUAUGUCGUCAGAGACAGCUGAACCAAACACAAUCAGUUUACCACGGACUUUUGCUGCAUAGUGACCAAGUUCAUUAAAAUGAGGAACAAAUGCAAAAUGAAAAACAGUGACUCACUGUGUGCUGGCCAAUGACACACAUUUCUUCGGGGAUCAACUGCCAAGGCACAGAAAUCUCUGUUAGAUGAUCGAAGAAUUGCAAAAUCCCUGCCACCACCGAGUGUGGACCCCCGCAGCAGCGCUCUGCGGGACUGGAUCGUACAGAUCCCACUACUAGAACUGUACCAGCAGUCUAAAGGAGGGUCUGUGAUAUCGCGUUUACCAUCUCUGUCAACAACAAAAACAAUAAUCAACCAAGCAAGAUUAGCUAGGAAGGAAACACUAGCGAGCGAGGGGGAAACCCAGAACCGUAGACAAAGAUUUUUUUUGUUUGUUUGUGCGGAGUAUACUUGCAUCUUUACAUUAUUUGAGCAGCAAAAAAAGAUAACAUUUAGCCCAUGUCACUAGUCUUUUCAUCUCCUCUUUGUUAUACUGACAUUGAAAAAGACAUUUUCUACAUGGGCUUUCACACUGACCAGUAGGGGUCAUUAGUCAUUGUUUUGACUUGGGCUGAAGGAGACUUGCUCAGACCGAGUUCCAGAUAAAUAAUAAUUAUUGUGCUCGUUCAAUGCAUAGAAAUGACUUGCAUGAAGGCAUGUUUUGAUCAGGAAUCAUGCAUGAGUAAUCAUAGUCCACAAGACACUAAUUCUCAGACCACUGCAGUGGCUUGACUAUAGUUUGAGGCUGUCCACUGGGGAAAUUACGAGAGGAAUGAUAGUGAUUGAUCCUGCCCUUCACUAGUUUUACUUUUCAACUGACAGAUCGUUUAAUUAAGCCCUUCAUUUCAAAGUUCAGGUGAAUGAAGGAUGUAAGCACUCAGAGGCAAAGUCUCAGUCGGACGACACAAACCAGAAAAUGUUUUUUUGCUGCUCUGAAUGUUAGUAGUAUAGAAAGAUUGUGGAGUGUGUGAGUGUUAGGAGGCAGAAUAUCCUCAUGUUGAGGAUGCACAGAUUUGGAGGGCCAUGCCGGUGUUCCUGAACCAAAUCUGGGGCUUACAUCUCUUUGUUUACUUACAUCCGUCAUACAGUCACUUCCCAAGGAAUCAAUUUCUGGCAUAAAUAAGGGUCUGGUUUGCAUGAGUGUCAAUAGGUAUCCCCUCUACUGCUGUAGUUCUUGGACAAGGGACCAAAAUGUGGUUAUGUUUUAUUUUGAUUUUUUUGUUUUGGGCUAGUGGAAGAACUGAAAGCAUCUUUUAGGUCGAUACAGUAAAGACAGUACUCUUACCAAUUAAUUGAUUUCAACAUCCUCUUUUGUACUCUGUCAGAGCCACAUCAGAAUUCCUCCCGGCGAGUGAUGUCUUAGGUAGUGCUUUUCGGACAAUUUGAGUUGCCAGCUUUAGAGAAAAAAAAAAGCCUUGAAGUCCUUCUCUGAUGUCCUUGUGAUGCAAUCAUUCUCAGAAAAGUCGGCUUUGAUCAGUGAGAGUGACACUGACCAUCUGAAAGAGCGGAGUUAGCAGAGAAUUAUCACAAGGACAUGCCUUGUCGUGCCUAGCAUGUAUGGAAGGUUUAUUGUCAUGAAGAGCUUGUUGUUUGGACUGUUAGAAUCAAAUGGAUCUUGUCUGGUAUUUCAGGGGAGGUGGAUGGGUGAGAAAUAACUCAGUAUAAACGUGGACCAAUAAACAGGUAGAGCCCCUACCUUCAGGGUUUUAGACUGACUGCCAUGAGAACAAUUGAGAAAUGGAAGAGCGGAAGAAGAAGAGGAAGAGAGAUUCGUGCUUUGGUCUGAGUCAGAGUGCUGAAAGUCCCAUGUUUGUCAGUGUAUCAUUGUGCUUUUGUGGGACCUCUUAAACACUGUGUGGUGUUGGACCCAGGCUCGCACCAUCUUUUCACAUACUUGCAGGCUUUCAAAUAUUGUCACCCGCUUCAAAAAUAAUUAGCCAGAGAUGGAGGUAGAAGCACUUGACGAGAUAAAACAUCAGCAGGCCUCACAUUGACGCAGCUAUGUUGUAUAAUAAGCUUUGUGGGUGUUUUUCGUAUUCAAAAAAAGACAAAAAAACUUGAGGCUUUGUCAAGUGGUAGACAAGACACAUCUGCCUCCUUAGGUGUUCCUGCCAUUUUUUAUCUACACAGGAGAGAUGGUCCUAUUUAUAAGUGGAUGACUGGACAUAAAUCUGGCAUCCAUCGUCGCACCACUAAUGCCAUUUGGUGUGUUUAACACUGCCUGUACCAGAACCCCCUGUCUGUAACAAUAACUGAGGUCUGUUUACAAUAUGAGGUCUCCGAAAUCAGUUUGGCUGCUGCACACUGAAACCAAAUACAUUCCCAAUGAGAACCACAGGAGGAGUGAGUAAUGUCAUCAAAUUUACCCAUGUUCAUCUUGGAUGUAAUGUUUUAGAAUGAUACAUUCACACAUGAAAAAAAAAAUGAAGAAAAAAAACAAGAAAAAAAAACAAAAAAAGAAAAUACAAAAACAUAUAUAUGUACAGUGCAGGCUAUGAUGUAAAUGGCACAAUCGCUGAAAAAGAACGAACUUUUUGAGAGAAAAACUAUAAAUAUUGUAUUAUAUUCUUUUAUUUUAUCGGCAUGCUUUGUUGUGUUCUUUGUAAAUACGGAAUUUUAAAAAUGUUACUUCUAAUAAUCAAAAAAUGAAUAAUAACAAUAAUAUAGAAUGGCUUCCAGCUAUGCCCUUUGUCACAUUUGUUACCUUUUGGAUUUUUUGAGACACUUUUCACUUUGUUGACGGAAAUUGAAUGAAAUAUAGAUAUUAUAUAAUACAAAAGAUAAAUACAUGUAUACAUAUAUGUCUAUAUGUAUAUACAUAAAAAAGAAGAACACUGUUUGUCACAUUUGAUUUAUGUGCAACACGUUCAGUGGAUGUCUAAAACUGGUUGUUUCCAGCACCCUUCUAUGUCGGGGAAUAGCUCAUGUGCGAUGUUACUGGAGCUGCUUGCCAUGGAUUGUAGCCUGAUCAUGACGAAAGGAUAACGUUACCAGCACAUUUCUCACUUACUGUCAUAUCUCUCACCUUCACUGAGUAUACAGGACACACCCACAGUCACGGACACAGACACACAGGUGACUCUCCUCACUGCCCUGCCAACUUACCAGUGAUCUGUUCCCCCCGAGGACGUCAGCUGGUGUGACUGACUGCCUCUUAAACCCGAGACGGUACCUACCCCCGGACCUUUUUUUCUCCCCAUACAUACCCACACAUCAGUGCCAUUACAGCUCAACAUGCAUACAAUCAUGUACUUGCUUCUCAUCCUCACACUUCUUUUGUUCCACUCAAUGGCAUGUGCCUUUUUUCUGCUUUUUCUGCGAAUUUGGAUGUCGAUGCCACACUGAAAAAAACAACACAAAAAAAACAAACAAAACAAACAAAAAAAAAAAGAAACAAAAAAAAAAAAACUAAACACAAUACAUGUUUCCAAACUGUGGAGGGUGGGGGUUUGGGGGUGAGCACAACAUUAAUCAGGGAUGUCGAGUCAGAAAUACUGCCAGAGGAUCAUCCAGACACCCCACCUCAUCGUAAUAUUCAACAGUGUGUGAUGUUAACAGAAAAACAGCUAACUCAAAAAUGUCCUGUUCUUAGUGCUAUGUGUGUCACCCACUUGGCUUGUGAAAAAGCAGCUUGCCUUCUAUAUUUCCGUUUGAUUUCUUCAAUGUUUUUGUUUUCCAUCUGAAAUUUAUUUUUGUAUCAAUAUUUGAUUAUAGGACUCAUUCUUUUUUAGCAUGGUUUGUUAUGGGCGUUUUUUCUUUUUCGCUGAAAAAUUAAAAAAGUGCUUUUCAAACUGUUGUUAUCAUUUGACACCGUGAUAAAAAGAGGAUAUACAGUACAAUAUGAUGGUGUGUUGCACAACCACUUGGACUCUUGGUAAGAAUAUAUGAAAGAUUGUCUUCAUUUGAGCACGAACCUUUUUAUUACCAAUAAAGCAGCCUUCCAGUUA
Messenger RNA from Acanthopagrus latus (yellowfin seabream), 10507 nucleotides. RefSeq names its product sodium channel, voltage gated, type VIII, alpha subunit a (gene scn8aa). NCBI's taxonomy places the organism in Eukaryota, Metazoa, Chordata, Actinopteri, Spariformes, Sparidae. Gene Ontology annotation, biological process: neuronal action potential; sodium ion transmembrane transport; membrane depolarization during action potential. Bases 445 to 6348 code for a protein of 1967 amino acids. Gene Ontology annotation, molecular function: voltage-gated sodium channel activity. Gene Ontology annotation, cellular component: axon; plasma membrane; voltage-gated sodium channel complex. The record is from RefSeq and is a predicted model, not a curated record. The transcript is spliced from 27 exons.